This is a messenger RNA of Onychostruthus taczanowskii (white-rumped snowfinch), 1429 nucleotides long. RefSeq names its product basic proline-rich protein-like. The transcript is spliced from 2 exons. Lineage: Eukaryota; Metazoa; Chordata; Aves; Passeriformes; Passeridae. The record is from RefSeq and is a predicted model, not a curated record. The coding region runs from base 1 to 864 and encodes 287 amino acids.
AUGCUUAUCACAAAUCUGCAAAAGGAGAAUUCUCGAUGUUUUCACCUCCUACUUCGCAAACAAGCAACCGCAUUGUAUUUUCCCACAGCUACACCCAAACAAGUCGCUGUUGUGGCGCGCCGGUGUCCAGCGGCAUUCCUUGGAACUCCCGCGGGCCGCGCGGUGGCCCCUGAGGAAAGCUACGGGGAGGAGGGGGCUGAUCCUACCAGCGCGUUAUCCAUACCAGACACAGAACGAUCCUCUUCUCCCCCAUUCCUCCGUCAGCUGCACCCCCGACUCCUUUCGGGGCAUUUCCCAAGUACAGAGCCCCGGGCUCCCGCCAGAAGACCCGCAGACACGCACCUCCAAGGCAGCCGGGAGCGGAAGGCGACGGCCGUAUUCCGGCCAAGCCUCGGACGGCGGGGAGAGCCCGAGCCCUCCGCCCGCCUCACGACCGGACCCGCUACGCCCAGAGCCCGGUGGCCCCAUCUCCCUCCCUCCUUUCCCACACGGCAUCCAACCCCCGUGGCCGCCGUGCUCGGAACCGGCCGGAAAGGCCCGCCAGGCCGCGCGCUACCUUCCCGGGGCGGUCCGGACCGUCUCCCGCCGCCGCCGCCGCCGCCGCCGCCGCCGCCGCCGCCGCCGCCGACGACCUCAGAGGGACGCCCCCACCACCUCUGCCCGCGCUCCGUCCGGCGCCUCCAUGACAGCCGGGCCCCGCCGCCAGGGCCGGCCCUGCGCAGGGGGCGGGACGCCCUCGCCGCGGCCAAUCAGAGCCACGCCCCGCGAGCCCGGGGCGGGACUACGCCGCCGCUCGAGGGCGCCGUGCGGGCACAGCCGGCCGCUAGGGGGCGGCGGCAGGAGGAGCGCGGGGCCCGGGUGUGAGGGGAGCGCCGGGGUCCCACAGGAUCCCACAGGAUCCCACAGAGCGCGCGGGAGACAAGGAGCUGCGGGAGCGGGUCGGCAGAGACCCCACCAGUGAUCUGGGAUCAGGAGCACCUCCCGUACGAGGAGAGACUGCGGGAGCUGGGCUUGUGUAGGUCGCAGAAGACUGAGAGAGGUGUCAUUAAUGCAUGCAAAUAUCUCAAAAUGGGGUGCCAAGAGGAUGGUGCCAGGUUCUUUUCAGUAGUGCCCAGCAGUAGUAUGAGGAGUAAUAGCCAUAAACUGCAACACAAAAAACUCCACUUCAGCGUGAGGAAGAACUUUACACUGAGAGUGGCAGAGCACCGGAACAGGCUUCCCAGAGAGAUUGUGGAGUCUCCUGCUCUGGAGAUAUUCCAAACACACCUGGAUGCAUUCCUGUGUAAUCUGCUGGAGAUGACCCUGCUUUGGUGGGGGGAUUGGACUGGACGGUCUCCAGAGAUCACUUCCAUCUCUAACUAUGUUAUGAUUCUGUGAUUCUGUACAUAUAUGCUUCACAAAUUAAAAAAAAAAAAAAAAUUGAUUAAAA